GCACAGUCUAAUGUUGAAUUUUCUCUUUCAGGGGAUUUUGCUACAUUUCACAAUGAUAUCGUAUUCUGGCUCACAUUCUCCUCUAUCUCUUUGGUAACAUCUGUGGUUCUACUUUUUUGUCCAAAAAUAUCAAACAUACUGACGUGCGCAAUAGUUGGCUCCUACACAGUGGUGUUGGCAAUAGACAGUUAUCUGUACACAAGUCUCAGCUAUAUCACCUUAAAUGUUCUUAAGAGAGCCCUAAAUGAUGACUUCAGUAUGGCUUACACCAGUGUGCCUUUCCAAACCAACGAUUUUAUCAUUAUCGCAGUUUGGAUCAUUCUUCUGCUUGGUGGAGUUAUAACCCAACUUUAUCGAGAGAAGGAAAAGCUCCCUUUCCCGCCAACGCCAUACUUACUGUGGAAACGAGAGAGAGAGCGAAGGAUAACAAACAUUUUGGAUCCAAGUUAUCACAUUCCUCCCCUGAAAGAACGAGUACUGAUCAGACUAGCUCAGCUGAGGGACUUCUUCAGAAGGGAGCAGCCAACUGGAGAAAGGACACCAUUACUUUUCUAGACAAAUCAACUCGCAUAGCCACUGUCAGUUUCCUAAUGAGUACAGAGGGGCUGUUUAAUGAAAUGUGGUGCUACUGUCUUUUACUGCCAGAGUUCAAGAAACAACCCGUAAAAACAUAUGAGCUGUGUGUAUCUUGUGCCAGGUCUCUCUCUAAUCCCACAAAUGAACCAGAAUUAGUCAGAUCCACAGUCUCCGACCUACACAAUGAAUAAUAGUCAUAAUCUGGUCUGUCUGUGUGUGUGUGUAUAUAUAUAUAUAUAUAU
Molecule: messenger RNA, 818 nt
Organism: Bombina bombina (fire-bellied toad)
Lineage: Eukaryota; Metazoa; Chordata; Amphibia; Anura; Bombinatoridae
Gene: TM7SF3
Product: transmembrane 7 superfamily member 3
Exons: 3
Coding region: 259-555 (98 amino acids)
Source: RefSeq, a predicted model, not a curated record